Chenopodium quinoa (quinoa) is the source of this 1239-nucleotide messenger RNA. RefSeq lists its product as uncharacterized. Lineage: Eukaryota; Viridiplantae; Streptophyta; Magnoliopsida; Caryophyllales; Amaranthaceae. The coding region runs from base 1 to 1239 and encodes 412 amino acids. The transcript has a single exon. The record is from RefSeq and is a predicted model, not a curated record.
AUGAAGAACUACUCAACCAUCAAUGCUCGUUCAGCCGAGCGAAAACGGCAACAUCGAAAACAAGUUGAGAAGGAUAACAACUCCGAACCUCGAAAGCAAGUUGAGAAGGAGAACAAGUCCUAUGAUUUCACCCUUCAACUUGAUAGUAAGCAAAGAUCAUUAAGGGAAAAAACACUAACAUCAUUAGUUCACUUUUUAUCUUCAAACGCUCGUCACGAAUUCAUUGAUAAAAAUUACGUUACACUAAUUCACCGUUGCCUACAUCGCCUUACUUUUAAGAAAAUUGGGUCUAGUAAGUUUUCUAAGACCGAGAUUCGCCUUGCUGUUCGUAUCAUAUCUCUCGUUGUUAUUAAUCUUGUUAACGAGGAUAAAUCUUCUGACAUCUUUCAUCAGUGUGUUCCUAAACUUGCUAACGCGUUGGUUAGUUUGGAGUAUGAAGGUGACGUGGUUUUAGAGUUGAUCGCGUGUUUAGGAAUGGUUGGGUUCUUUGGUUCGAGGAGUUCGAUGGAAGUAGAGAAGGUGAUGCGGGUUGUUUGGGAUUUUGGUCAUAAGUCUAAUUCUCCUGGAUCGGUUUUGGCGAGCACGAUUUCGACGUGGUUGUUUUUUAUUACAGUGGUGAAUGCCGAUUAUUUGAGUAACAAGCAUUGUAAAGAAUGUGUUUCUUAUUUAUCAAGUUUGUUGAAAAGAGAAGAUUUCGAAGAUAAUGAUUGUGAGUCUGUGUAUACGGCUGUUACGGAUGCCUUGACUUUAAUGUUUGAUAAUGAUAUGUUAAACAAGUUUUCGUACAAAUUAGAGACAGAGGAAGAGUGUGUUCUGUUGAAAGAAAAGAUUGGUGGAAAUUUUGAGGGAAGUUUGGAUGAUUUUAGGGAGAUUAUUCAAGUGAGGACUAUGAAGGAAUUUCUAGGAAAAGGGGGUUUCGCAAGUCAUUUGAAAACGAAUGAAAAUUUUUAUGAAUGGUACGAGUCUACAACGUGUGAUGAGGCUAAUGAUGACGACAAUGAUAAUGAGGACAUACCCGAAAGAGAGGAGGUUGUGCUGAAAUUUUAUCGGCCUGAAGUUGAGAGGCAGAAGGAAGACAAUGAUCUAUUAUUGCCUUAUGUUAGUGCGGCAGAGAAGAAUGUUCAAAAGAGAAUGAUUAAGUCGCCGUGUUCUCCCCUGAACAAGGCUAGGACACGGCUCCUCACCAAGCAAAGGAAAUUUGUAAACUAUCCUCCAGUUGAAGGUGAUUUGUGGGUUUAA